Molecule: messenger RNA, 1479 nt
Organism: Penicillium maclennaniae
Lineage: Eukaryota; Fungi; Ascomycota; Eurotiomycetes; Eurotiales; Aspergillaceae
Product: adaptor protein STE50
Exons: 3
Coding region: 1-1479 (492 amino acids)
Biological process (GO): signal transduction
Molecular function (GO): protein binding
Source: RefSeq, a predicted model, not a curated record
AUGCUUCACACCUCUUAUCACGCCGACUCCGAUGCGGACGACGAGUACGAGCGCAGUGUAAUCACUUCGCCGCACCUCCAAACGGAAUUCGAGGCCUCUCCUAUUGACUCCGACAUUCCUUCUUCCGAACAUACUCCGACCAAAUUCGGCUACGGCAGCGACGGCCCACGCACACCGCGAUCCAUCAUCUCGCAAUGGACAGCAGAUGAAUGUAUCGAAUUUCUGACGUCGCUCGGUCUUCUCCAGUACUGUGGGACCUUCAGAGAGAAUGGAAUUGUGGGCGAAGCACUCAUCGCUCUCAAACAUGAUGAACUGAAGGAAAUGGGCAUCAACAGUGUCGGGCAUAGGCUGACGAUCCUGAAAAGCGUCUAUGAGAUCAAGAUUCGCCAGCAGGUUCCCCUAGAUGUUGAUCACUAUAUCCCUCUCUCUGCCGACCAAAGUAUGAACGAAACUGCAUCCCAAGACGACUUGGCCCGUUUAAUUCAGUCAAUUCAGCGUCGAGAUGAAACAAUUAUCACCGUACAGGCGGAAAUGCGGCGCCUUGCGGAGGACUACCGGCGGUUGAGGGAGGAGAUAUUGCCCGUUAUCAAAAUCGCCAAAGAUCGAUCCCAGCCGCUUCCUCCGCCCUCUUCCAUGAGCCAGUCAUCAGACACUUAUCAUGACGGCGCAACUCUUACAUCACCUUCCCAGCUCACUCUCGUGGAUAAUCUCUCGUCAUCGAAAUUGAGUCGAGCUUUUUCCAAGCGCACGUAUGGUGGAGGCGCGACAUCCAAGACCAACUCACCCACACAUAUUCCUCCUUCCGUCUACGAUGGGCGGAAUUACGCCGAUGGAGCCAGCCUCGAUCCAUCUGCCGCGGCCCUGGCUGCCUCUUCUCACCUCACUGCUUCGAUGAACGGAGGAACGCAGCAUUCACCUGGAGUCCCAUCACCGACAUCUCCAAAUUCCCACACUGUUCAGCAUCAGACACUCAAUCCGCGAUCCUAUUCUCAGCCCAGCUCCAACUCCAGACAUGAUCACUCUGAAGAGAUACAACGAAGUUUGUCUAGAGCAGAUCGGCACACUCCCAGUCAGCAAACGCCUCGGACCGAAACACCGUCCUCUACAUCUCGCGCAGAAAAUCGCAACACCGGCGAGCCCUCCAGUGUGGAAAUAUUCAAAUCGUUCCGCGUGUCUUGGGAGGACCCGUGCUACAAGGUCCUUCCUGCUGCUCUAAAGAAAUACAACAUCCACUCCGACCCGAAGAAUUAUGCGCUAUACAUUGUUUACGGCGACCAGGAGCGAUGCCUAGCGUUAGAUGAGAAACCUCUGUUACUCUUCAAACAACUCGAGAAGGAAGGACGGAAGCCGAUGUUCAUGUUGCGAAAGAUCCAUCCGGACAACCCUUCGUCGUAUCCCCCCACCGGUUCAGCGCCUAACAGUGCUGGAUUUGAAGGUGGACGCCAAGGGCAAAUCAAUUUACCAGGAGGUGUUCUGUGA